Messenger RNA from Syngnathus typhle (broad-nosed pipefish), 2194 nucleotides. RefSeq names its product prolyl 4-hydroxylase subunit alpha-1-like. The record is from RefSeq and is a predicted model, not a curated record. Gene Ontology annotation, molecular function: protein binding; procollagen-proline 4-dioxygenase activity; L-ascorbic acid binding. The coding region runs from base 207 to 1817 and encodes 536 amino acids. Gene Ontology annotation, biological process: peptidyl-proline hydroxylation to 4-hydroxy-L-proline. Gene Ontology annotation, cellular component: endoplasmic reticulum. Lineage: Eukaryota; Metazoa; Chordata; Actinopteri; Syngnathiformes; Syngnathidae. The transcript is spliced from 15 exons.
UUUGUCUUUAUUCACUUGUUAGCACUCACAGAUAAAAGCUUUGCUUCUUAUUUUUGUCACAGAGGCAUUGAUUUUAAUUUCAACCCAAGCUGAGCUCUCUUUCUCUCGCUCUUUUUUAUUUUUCACUGACAACAUUGACAAUUGUGAACAAUUAACAACAGACUUGAAAGGCAACAUUCUUAUUUGACUUAAGUUGUUGAACUAGAAUGACUUCUCAAGAGAAAGCAUGUCGACAUGGUGUUCGUUCCACCGGCAAGGACAUGGCGCUCUUUUGCCUGUUGCUGGUUAUCAGCUUCUCCUCAGCUGACGAAUUCUUCUCUUCCAUAGGUCAAAUGACGGAGCUGCUGCACACGGAGAAGGACCUAUUGACCUCGCUGGAGGACUACAUCCGAGCCGAGGAGACCAAAUUAGAGACUGUCAAAAGUUGGGCCCAGAGGGUGGCCAACCUGUCGGCGUUGGCCAUCCAGGACCCUGAAGUUUUCCUGGGGCACCCCAUCAACGCCUUCAGACUUCUCAAGAGGAUGAACCGCGAGUGGAGCAACCUGGAGAGCCUGGUGCGCAGCAAGGUGUCGGACGGUUUCAUGUCGGAAAUGGACGCCAAACGGCAGUACUUUCCCGGCGAGGAUGACCAGACAGGUGUGGCCGAGGCCUUCCUGAGACUGCAGGACACGUACCAGCUGGACACCGACACCCUGGCCAAAGGCCAGCUGCCAGGAACCUCCGUGCUCCCGAGCGUCCUGACGGUGGACGACUGCUAUGACCUGGCCAUGGCAGCAUACAAGGAGUCCGACUUCUACCACACGGUGCUGUGGCUGUCGCAAGCCCUCAAGCAGAUGGAGGAGGGCGACAUGGCCGCAAACGUGGAGGUCGUCACCCUCCUGGACUACCAGAGCUUUGCUUUUCUCAAGCAAGGAGAUCUGGAGCGUGGCUUGGAGUCCACCAAGAAGCUGCUGGAGCUCGAUCCGGAAAACCAGCGAGCCAAUAAGAAUCUCAGGUACUUUGAGCACCACCUGGAGAAACAGAAGACGGGCGAGGAGACGGCCGAGGUGCCCAAGGGUCGAGGUGACCACAACGCCAAGUACGAGCGACUGUGUCGCGGCGACAGCAUUGAGAUGACUCCGCGCAGACAAAGCCGCCUCUUCUGCCGUUACUAUGACAACCAGCGCCAUCCCAACUUGGUGAUUGCUCCCGUCAAAGAGGAAGACCUGUGGGACAAGCCCCGCAUCGUCCGCUAUUACGACAUUGUGACGGACGAGGACAUGGCCGUCUACAAAAAGCUGGCCAGACCCAAACUGAUUCGCUCCAGAGUCAGCAACUACGAAGAAAAUCGCAGUUACGCCGUUCCAACCAGGAUCUCCCAAAAUGCCUGGCUGGAAGACAGUGAGCAUGAGCGUGUGGCGAAGAUGGUCAAGAAAAUGAGCGACAUCACAGGCCUGGACUCGACCACGGCUGAGGCCAUGCAGGUGGCCAACUACGGCGUGGGAGGACAGUAUGAACCUCAUCACGACUUUCAAGGGGACGAGAUUGAAGAACCUUAUAGUAAUUUGGGCACUGGAAACCGAAUCGCCACCUGGCUAGUUUAUAUAAGCGAGGUGCCGGCAGGGGGGGCUACUGUCUUCACCGAAUUAGGCGCUGUCGCUUGGCCCAUUAAGGGCUCUGCUGUGUUUUGGUACAACCUUCGGCUCAACGGGAAGGGAAACUACCAGACCUCCCACGCUGCCUGUCCUGUCCUGGUGGGGAGCAAGUGGGUGGCCAACAAGUGGCUGCACGAGCGAGGUCAGGAGUUCAGGAGGCGCUGCGGCCUGCAGAAUUCUUGAACACAACAUGGGGCCCAACUGCACUUUGGCACUUGACUCCAUGCUAUGGUGUCCGGUUACCACGACGACCAUCGUCUUUGGCGAAAAAGAACAAGCACUGAAGCUGAAUAAUUAGUUAUUGGAAUAUUGAAAUGGGUUUCCUGUUGGCUGCUUGAAGAAUUAAACAGGUUUCGUUCCACUCAAGAGUGCCUUUGGCAUGUUGGGGAGAGAUUGCGUAAAUAAGUUGUCUAAUCUAUUGUACAUUUUUUACCAGUUAUUUCUUGAAAAAUAAUUAUUCAAAGUUGUGAAUCAGAAUUAAAUUUUAACUAAGUUAACAAUGAGCACAUUCUUUUGAUUCAAUAACUUGAUAAAUAAAAAUAUGUAAUGACAACAUAAAA